AGCGAUAUGGCGGCACAAGGCGUAGGCGCAAGGACUCAGGAAAGAGUGUUUACUUCGGGCUUUCCGACCAAGAGAGCUAGGGAAAUGUAUAGUAUCAUCAGACAUAUUGUUGUAGAAACAGAGAGCGCGAGUUCGUGCUCUUGGCUGUUCUGGUCGAUGUUCCUUCAGCACCGAUGGCCUCUUUACCCCGCCGCUGCAAAGCUCUCGAGCAAGUUCAUGUUAUUAAGUUCAUAACACAACAUUUAUACCAAACGAGCUCACACCCUCCCAACUAGACGCAGUGUGGGUCCAACCUUCAUACGUAACAUCUGGACCCGCCAGGCACUCGCAAGGACUGAGUGACUGCAGGAUCAAUUAGGAUCGCAGUCAAAAUGACGUGUCGUUGGGAGCUGAUCCUGGCGGCCCUCCUAGCCGGGUGUGCACAUGUAGCACAUGCGACGACGUUGACGGUCUGGACUGCGCACAAGGCGUGCGGCUCAAAUAUGUGCGAUCCGUCAGGAAUGUGCGCCUCUAAGCAAAUCAAGCGAGCCUGGGAUGCCUGCCCGAACGGCUUCACGCAAGUUUCCAAGACUAACAUGACGGACCUUACGAGUUGUGAGGUUUCCAAUUCCUGUGGCUGGUCUCGUUCUUGCCCCGACGGCUCUAUCUACGUUAGCGCCACCUGUGGCGACUGCUGGGGCUGCAUGGAGGCUGGUGCCGGCGCACUCGCGGGCUUCCCGUAUGCGAUCGGGCGCGCGUACGUUCGAUGCUGCCCCCAGCGCCCUCGCGUGAAGUGCGCUGAGAUGCUGCCUUGCACCCUCGGGCCGGCGGACGACAUUGCAGUCGUGCGGAAGCCCGUUCAGCGCCGUUCGGCUGCUGCGACGUGUGCUGAGCCAUCUUCAUUCCUUGGUAGCGUGCUGGCGUCUAACAUCUCGGCCGAUCCCGUCUUCAGGGGUGCCGUGAACAUGUUCCCCCCUCUUGGCGCCGUCAUGGCGACCAUGCCUGCCGUGGCCACCUGGUACGCGACCCGCUGGGACGGCGCCAUGCGUCCGCUCAUCGGCGCCGUGCUGUGCGGCGCCAAUGGCACCUCCAACGCGACCGCGGACGCCGCCGUGACCAUCCUCAAGAAGCUGCUGCUGCCCACUGGCCAGGCCUUCCUGAAAACCGCCACCGGCUCUUUCCUAUCAGAUCUGAUCAACAAUGAUCUUGGCUUCGACACCAACACCGCCGGCACCUUCAUCACCCGCGACAACAUCCUGGGCGCCGUGGAGUUGAUGCAGCUGUUCACCUCGGACGCGGCUGACACGGACGUGCUGUCACUGCUGUUCUCCACCCUGGACCUGGGCGGCGGCCUGUCCGGCGGCGGCAGCGACGACAUGAGCUUUGACUUUGCGGGCCUGGACACCAGCACCCUAGUGACCCCCAGCCCCAAUCCCAGCCCCAAGCCCUCCCCCUCCCCCUCGCCCAGCCCCAAGCCCUCGCCCUACCCCUACACCAGCACCUCAAUCUCCUGCUCUGGCACCCUGGUAAUUAACAACGGCGUGUCCUCCUGCGCCACCUCGGGCACCUACACCUACACCAACGGCGGUGGCCUGGUGACCGCGUACGGCGGCCGCCGCCGGCAGCUGCUGUCCAGCUUCAUGGGCGCCGUGCGCGACAGCAUGCUCGGUGCUGAGUCGAGCCUGCGCCGCGCCCUACUCGGCGUGGACAUGACCCGUGGCGGGCGCCACCUCAUGGCGGACGCCGCCAACGUCACCAACUCCACCAACUCCACAAACUCCACCAGCAACAGCACUACCAGCAACAGCACCACCAACUCCACCGUCAGCGCAAACGCCACCGCGAGCGCUAACAUCACUGCCAACGCUAGUACCAGCCCGUCUCCUUCUCCUUCUCCUUCUCCUUCUCGGUCUCCUUCUCCUUCUCCCUCCCCCAAGCCCUCGCCUUCGCCCAGUCCUUCUCCCUCCCCUUCUCCCAGCGCUUGGAACUACACCGACUGGGUGACGAACGGGACCUAUGGCACCUACACCGGCGGUGACUGGGAGCAGGACAGUGGCAGCGGUGACGACUGGGGCAUCUUCGGGUACCUCCUCAGCCUGGUCAGCGAGCUGACGUCCCUGGACAGCCGCUUCAGCGUGGACGGCCUGGCGAUGGACAUGAUCGACGUGCUGGCCGCCAUGGCCAAGGCGGCGCUGGACGCCAACGCUGCUGGCGGCUCCACCGACUUUGAGAAGGCCAUGGUGGCCAUGACCUCGGGCGAAAAGCAGGCGUUCCAGAGCAUGCAGACCAACCUGGCCAAGCUGAAGCCCUCCAUCACCGAGAUGCUGCAGGCUCUGGAGCAGUACCCCGACUUCACGCCCACGCUGGCCUCUCCCACGCUAGCCAACGUGGUGCAGCCCGACUCCGGCGCGCCCUCCACGCUGCCCGCCACCAGUGGCGUGUGCGGUGCCGCCAACGCCGACCUGGAGCAGUUCCUCACCGGCACCUUGGCCGCCGACGACACCUUCCUGUCGGGCCUGGGCACCAUGCCGUUUGUGGGCAACAUGUUCCAGACGAUCCCGCCUGUGAUGGACUGGUGGGUGGGUGCCUACGACAAGACCGUGGGCGCGGUGAUGCACCUGGCGCUGUGCUACGACAACGUCACGGACAUCCCCGCCAAAGACAUUGACCUGGCACUGGCGGCGCUGCGCGAGCUGGCCUGGCCCGUCAUGCAGCGCUUCCUGGUCACCAACAGCGGCAUCAUCCUGAAGGAGGCGCUGCUUCGCGACUACGGUUUCAACGUGACGGACAUCAGCCGCGAGUUCAUCACCAAGGACGUGCUGCUGUCCAUCGUCGAGUUCCUGCACGACAACGAGGACUACCUGGACUACGGGCUGGGCUACGCCCCCGGCCUGGUCUUCUACGGCGCCAGCAUGCUGCUCACGCUGGACCCGCGCUUCACCAUCCCCGACCUGCUGAUUGACGGCAUGGUGGUCAUGUACGCCAUGGCCGAGGUGCCCAUCCAGGUCCUGGGCGGCGGCAGCAGCUCGUCGUCCUCCUCCGGCCGCCGCAUGAUCGCCGACACCACCUCGCCCCUGGCAGGCGUGCUCACGCUGACGCCCCAGCAGCUCGCGGCCUUCAACACCUUCUCCACCAGCGUGCUGCAGGUUCAGAACCAGGUGGCUAAGACCAUGGCCACCGCCGGCGUGGCCACUAGCGCCCCCCUGCCCGGCGCCGUGCCGCGCCCCACCCUGGCGCCCACGCCCUCGCCCAGCGGUGGCUCGAGCGGGCUGAGCACGGGCGCUACCAUCGGCAUUGCCGUGGGCUGCGCGGUCGGCGGCGUGGUGCUCAUUGGCGCAAUUGUGCUUGCCGUGGUAAUGGCUAAGAAGAAGAAGGCUAGCAAGGUGGGCCCUGCGUAAGCGCUCUUCCGCAGCAAUGAUACUGCAAGGUGAAGCUUUGCCUUGUAUGUUGGGCCUCCUGUUCAAACGUGUGGGGGUCGUUCAAUCUUGAAAACGUCUUGAUUAUGCGGAGGCUCAGCGCUGCAGCUGCAAUAUGCUGCGGCUGUCGAUCCGCAUGUGGGGCCUGAGUGUGGCAGGCUAAAUUGGUGCUAGUGGUCAAGAGGAGUACUUUGUGCGCAAGUGCGAGGGCCAUAACAUGCCUGGCUGUGUGAGGUGCGUGAAAGGACUGGGGCGCGGAAGCCGGUAGGGGUGUUUGAAUGGACCUGUCUUGGGCUCAUGUGCUGCUCGUACAUGUUGCCGGGUUGGUGCGCCUUUGGAAGCGUAAAACCCCGUGGCCCCUUCUCAUCCACCUAGCAUUUAUACCAUUCGGUCAAUGGAAUGACCAUGUGCUUAUUUAUGUUGAUGACGAUCAGACGCCACUCCCCACGUACCGUCGCCACCAGUUUCGUGGCGAGGGAGGGCUGACAUCGACAGGGUUCUGGUUGUGCGUGCGGGUGUAUCUAGGGAGCUUGCCUGAUAUACGAUAGGGGCUACGCUAUGCAUGUGAAGACUGUCCUGGCCGUGAGGCAAGCGAUUCAUUUUACAACUCGAGUGAGAACAAGUACGACUGCAAAGUAUGCGCUGCUGGCUUCAGGCAGGCUAGGUGCGGUCAAGCACCAAGAGAACUGGUAUAUAUUCAUGCAUUGGCAGAGUGUUCCGAUGCGUGUAGCCGUGUAGCGUGAACAUCGAGGGUGUGGCUGAGGUCACGGCGGGCGGGAAGGGGCAUACAUGGGUGGCUGUAGGUCAGGGCGGCAGGACUAGUGGCUCGAUGCUUCACAUCUGGUCUCAUGGCAACUACAAUUAUCCAUAUGUGGAAGCGUAACGUGACCUGGUUCUACCCUUUGAGGUAUAGCUUCAACCAGAUGCUUCAACCCGAUGAGCGUGCCAUGUUGCUGCGUACUGCUAGGUACAGCUCCUGGCGGCCCUGCUAGGUUGAGUUGGUUACAGGCCUGUUGGCGCAGGUUACGAGGCUCUGGUCUGCGUACGCAUUAGUUCCGCAACACUCGUCAUUAACG
Chlamydomonas reinhardtii is the source of this 4471-nucleotide messenger RNA. RefSeq lists its product as uncharacterized. NCBI's taxonomy places the organism in Eukaryota, Viridiplantae, Chlorophyta, Chlorophyceae, Chlamydomonadales, Chlamydomonadaceae. The transcript has 9 exons. The coding region runs from base 783 to 3377 and encodes 864 amino acids. The record is from RefSeq and is a predicted model, not a curated record.